UAUCGGAUUCGCUUUUCCAGGCAGAGGAGGCUCAUCUCUUACACAGUCUCUAGGGCUGAGAAAACAGAGGUACUCAGCGAAGACCUGUUGCAGAUUGAGAGACGUCUUGACACUGUGAGAUCUGUUUGCCACAUUGCACAGAAGCGAUUAAUCGCGUGUUUUCAGGGCCAGCAUGGUACAGAUCCUGACAAGAGGCAUAAAAAACUUCCUCUAACAGCUCUUGCUCAGAACAUGCAGGAAGGGUCUGUCCAGCUGAGCGAUGAAACUCUGUUGGGGAAAAUGCUCGAUACAUGUGGCGAUGCAGAGAAUAAACUGGCAAUGGAGCUCUCUCAGCAUGAAGUACAGAUCGAAAGAGAAGUCUUAGAUCCACUGUAUCUACUGACAGAGACCGAGAUCCCAAACAUUCAGAAGCAGAGGAAACAGCUUGCAAAGCUGGUGUUGGACUGGGAUUCUGCGAGAGGAAGGUAUAACCAAGCCCACAAGACUUCCGGAACAAAUUUUCAAGUGCAUCCUUCAAAAAUAGAGUCUCUUAAGGAAGAGAUGGACGAAGCUGGAAACAAAGUGGAACAGUGCAAGGAUCAACUAGCAGCAGACAUGUAUAACUUUGUGUCCAAAGAAGGGGAGUACGCGAGGUGUUUUAUUAUGUUAUUAGAAGCACAAGCAGAUUACCAUAGAAAAGCAUUAGCAGUCAUAGAAAAGGUCCUACCCGAAAUUCAAGCCCAUCAAGACAAAUGGACUGAAAAACCAGCUUUUGGAACUCCAUUAGAAGAGCAUCUCAAGCGCAGUGGUCGUGAAAUCGCAGUCCCUAUAGAAGCCUGUGUGAUGAUGCUUCUGGAAACGGGAAUGAGAGAGGAGGGCUUAUUCAGAAUUGCUGCCGGAGCCUCCAAGUUAAAAAAGCUGAAAGCUGCCUUGGACUGCUCAACUUCCCAGCUCGACGAGUUUUAUUCCGAUCCCCACGCUGUUGCAGGUGCCUUGAAAUCCUAUCUGCGAGAGUUGCCAGAACCUUUAAUGACCUACAGUCUCUAUGAAGAGUGGACACAAGCUGCAAAUAUUCAGGACCAGGAUAAGAAGCUACAAGAGUUGUGGAGAAUUUGUAAUAGAUUACCUAAGCAUUAUCAUGCUAACUUCAGGUAUUUAAUCAAAUUUUUAGCAAAGCUUGCACAGAACAGCGAUGUUAACAAAAUGACUCCCAGCAAUGUCGCGAUAGUCUUGGGCCCCAACUUGCUAUGGGCAAAGAAUGAAGGAUCCCUUGCUGAAAUGGCAGCAGCGACUUCAGUCCAUGUGGUAGCAGUUAUUGAGCCAAUUAUUCAGCAUGCAGACUGGUUCUUCCCUGGAGAUCAGGAUUUCAAUGUGUCCGGGGCAUUUGUGGCCGUUCCUGCUGUUAAUUCCAAUCACUUGUCACACACUGGGAACGAAUACGAGUCAGGCACACUGGAGCGGAAGAGGCCUGUCAGCAUGACUGCGAUGGAAGGGGAUUUGUUGAAGAAGGAAAGCUUUGGUGUGAAGGUUAUGGACUUCCAAGCGAACCCUCGGAGGUGUGGCACUAUAAAUAGAAAGCACACAUCCCCGGCUUUCCAGCCACCACUUCCACCCACGGAGGCUGGCGCGCUGGCUCAGUCCGGGGCGGAGCAGCACUCCCAAGCUUCUGGGGCUGAAACAAGCCCGGUGGGUGCUGGUUUUGCUCUCUCUGCUGGCACAGCAGAACAGUUGCAAAGUCAAGGAAAUGAGGAUGGCAGCACCUCAAAAUCUAAGGACAACACGUCUUCGGCUACUCCUCCACCUGUGAGAAACGGUGGGCACGCGGGCACUGCGCAGAACCAGUCAUCAAGUAGCGCUAAUCAGCUUGCUGUUAAUCAGCCCCAGAAUGCGGCAGGUCCCAGUCCCCAUUCCAUGAGGAGAGCCGUGAAGAAGCCUGCGCCGGCCCCUCCCCCCCCGCCGGGGCAGCCGGGAGGCCAGAGUUGUGCCCCAGCUCCUCAGCCGCCCUCCGUCUCUCCAAAACCCCCCACUAGAAGUUCUUCUCCUCCUGCUCAACAUGCAAACCAAGGAGCGGCCCAGACCUCCGCUUCCCAGGUUUCUGCACCUCGGAGAUACUCCAGCAGUCUGUCCCCGAUACAAGCUCCCAGCCAUCCGCCCCCGCAGCCCCCAACCCAGGCUACUCCUCCUCCGCAGCCCAAAUCCAGCAGCCAAGCAGCUCCUCCUGCGCCCGGCGGCGAGCACGGACCCGAGCAGCCCUGUUACACUCCUCCGCAGACUCCCACACCACCCGAUACACCCCCUCUAGCAAAACAUACUACUAGUUCCCCGUCGUCACAGCCGCCGCCGUCGGCUCAGGAAAGCUCUCCUCCACCUCAGGGUACCGGCACGCUGCCGCGGCCACGGCCGGUACCGAAACCCAGGAACCGACCUAGCGUCCCCCCUCCGCCUCAUCCGCCUUCACAGCCGGCGGGAGAUGGCGUCAUCGCAAAUCCCACGCAAACAGCUUCCAAAGUAGUAACAGACUCUAAUUCCAGUAUUCAAGAACCACUUCAAACCCCUCCUUCAGAGCUUCUUACAGAGGCGGCGAGCAAAGAACUGCACAACCACCUCAUGCUCGAUCUCGACAAUGAUACGGAAAGCACCGCUCUGUAG
This is a messenger RNA of Apaloderma vittatum (bar-tailed trogon), 2628 nucleotides long. RefSeq names its product Rho GTPase activating protein 17 (gene ARHGAP17). Gene Ontology annotation, biological process: regulation of Rac protein signal transduction; regulation of actin cytoskeleton organization; signal transduction. The record is from RefSeq and is a predicted model, not a curated record. Gene Ontology annotation, cellular component: intracellular anatomical structure; cytoplasm; cytosol. Lineage: Eukaryota; Metazoa; Chordata; Aves; Trogoniformes; Trogonidae. Gene Ontology annotation, molecular function: GTPase activator activity; protein binding.